Molecule: messenger RNA, 1088 nt
Organism: Fomitopsis serialis
Lineage: Eukaryota; Fungi; Basidiomycota; Agaricomycetes; Polyporales; Fomitopsidaceae
Exons: 6
Coding region: 318-884 (188 amino acids)
Source: RefSeq, a predicted model, not a curated record
CCAUCCGGGCGAUGACUCAGACGCCAUGGAGGCGUUCAUCGAUCGACCGAAUAUGAUCGACGCGGCACCAGGGCAAGGGCUUGAAGGUGCCGAAGAGAGCAUGGCAGCCUUCGUGCCAUCCCUCGCUGCUUGACAUCUUGGGGACACCAGCAAUGUUCAAGCCUGCCUGUCCUCAUGCACGCGGUAUGGUAGGUCGGCGUUCUGGCAUCCGUUAGUAGUUGAUGGUGCGCCCUUCUGCUUACUCUGAGCCAUAACGGUGCCCUCGGCAGAAGUAGGUUUUGUCUUGGGCUCUUGAGCCGCUGCUCGAAGGACAAUGCAUGUGGGCGCCACAUGCACAGAUGCAUACGACCACCAUGGCUUUGUUCUUCCCCCUCGCCACUGUGCUAUCGCAUGUUCGUGCUGUUUUAGGCCUCCCGCGAACGUCAUCUGCAACCAAUGGGGCAAAGGUGUACUAUGUCAGCGAUUACGAAGAGAUCCUCACCCAUGAAACCGCUCUGCACCUUCGUAGCGGUGCCGCGACGCCCGGGUUGCUCUUCUUCAUCCCACUCACUGAUAAUCAUUAUGUCUUUUUCGGGGUGACACGCCACACUGUGUACGACCAGCUGGUCAUAGCUCUUUCGCACACCGUGAAGGUUUCACUGAACGAGCCGGAGUUGACCAUAUGCUGGGUUAAUAAUGCAGCAGGCGUGCUGCACAAAGCGAAGAUGCCCACUGCCGCGAGUUUUUGGUCGCUCGCGGGGCGCUGCUUCAGCGAGAACGACAAGGAUGCUCGCCCACAGAGCAACAAGCCCUUCUGGCGCACGUUCUGCAAUGCCUGCGUCGUGCUCCUUCUGUGUUCCACGACUGGCUACCUGUUAUGGGUUGUGGCGGGCUAUUUCCUUUGAAAUCGUCGUAGCAUAUAUGUCCUUGCCUGUACGGAUCUUCAAGUCCAUCUCUUGUAACUGUUCUCUAUCCGAUCACUGAAUGUGCAUAUGAGUUGCGAGCACUGGCAGAGGUAAUAUUAUGAUGACACCACAUCUCGAAAUUGGAGUCAUGCGAGCCGUUGUAAAUCGCAACGAACAUAAAAUGCUAUCAUGAAGAUAUUCACA